Labeo rohita (rohu) is the source of this 6209-nucleotide messenger RNA. RefSeq names its product caspase recruitment domain family, member 11 (gene card11). Gene Ontology annotation, molecular function: protein binding. NCBI's taxonomy places the organism in Eukaryota, Metazoa, Chordata, Actinopteri, Cypriniformes, Cyprinidae. Bases 160 to 3564 code for a protein of 1134 amino acids. Gene Ontology annotation, biological process: regulation of apoptotic process. The record is from RefSeq and is a predicted model, not a curated record. The transcript is spliced from 24 exons.
GUGACAUUUACUAUGAGGCUGCAGGUGAAAUUCUCCAGCUCGUCUUGUGAGUUCUUGCGACGGAGUUCAGUUGUUUGAAACGCUGUCGUCUUCAAGUAACUAUAAUGGAACGCUCAAAUUAGACCCGGGAAGUUAUCUUCAACAGAGGCCUCUGCAGAAAUGGAGAACGGAGGCUCAAUGAACUUGCUAGACUACGGGGAGGCAUUGUGGGAGAAUGCAGAGAAGAACCGGUAUAUCUUGUGCCGUUUCAUGAACCCCAACAAGCUGACUUCUUAUCUGCGCCAAUGCAAGGUCAUCGACGAGCAAGACGAAGACGAGGUGCUCAACUCUCGCCUGCUGGAGUCCAAAGUCAACCGAGCAGGUCGGUUGUUGGAUAUCCUGCACACAAAGGGAGAUCGAGGCUAUGUGGUUUUUCUAGAGAGUCUAGAGUUGUACUACCCUGACCUCUACAAGCUCGUCACGGGGAAGGAGCCAACACGCAGAUGUUCCACUAUAGUCGUGGAAGAGGGCCAGGAAGGGCUAAUCCAGUUUUUAAUGAAUGAAGUCAUGAAGCUUCAGCAGCAGUCCAAGGCUAAAGAUGUGCAGCGGGUGGACAUCAUGACCAAAUGCCGCACGCUAGAAGAUGAGCACAAGAAGCUACGGCUGGCCAACCAGGAGCUGCAGACUUUCCAGGAACGCUACAAUAAGAUGAAAGAAGAGCGUAAUAACUAUAACGAUGAACUUAUAAAGGUGAAGGAUGACAACUAUCAGCUGGCUAUGCGAUAUGCUCAGCUCAGCGAGGAGAAGAAUAUGGCUGUGAUGAGGAGCCGAGACCUUCAGCUAGAGAUUGACCAACUAAAGCACAAGCUGAACAAGGUGGAGGAGGAGUGCAAAAUGGAGAGGAGGCAGUCUCUGAAAUUGAAGAAUGACAUUGAGAACCGACCUCGGAAAGAGCAGAUAUUUGAGCUGGAGCGAGAGAAUGAGGUCUUGAAGAUCAAACUCCAGGAGUUGCAGUCCAUCAUACAGCCCGGGCCUCUGCCUGAUUCAGACAAGGCCAUCUUGGAUAUCCUGGAGCAUGACCGACAGGAGGCUCUAGAGGAUCGUCAGGAGCUAGUCAACAGACUCUAUAACCUGCACGAAGAGGUCCGACAGGCCGAGGAGCUCCGGGACAAGUACCUGGAAGAGAAGGAGGACCUUGAACUGAAGUGCUCCACUUUGGUGAAGGACUGCGAAAUGUACAAGAACCGCAUGAAUACGGUUAUGGUGCAGCUGGAAGAGUUGGAACGGGAGCGGGACCAGGCUUUCAAGUCAAGAGACGAUGCUCAACACCUCGUGUCUCAAUGUCUGAUUGACAAAGACAAAUACCGCAAGCAAAUACGGGAGUUGGAAGAGAGGAGCGAUGAACUUCAAAUUGAAAUCGUACGCAAAGAAGCCAAGAUAGUCAACUUGGAGUGCAAACUGAGACGGAUGGCUAAAGAAAAUGGUUUGGAUCAGAGUCUGCCACGAGACAUUACUCCAUUAAUUAUAGCUCAGCACUUUGGGCAACCUGCCGGAGGACCUUCAGAAGACUCUGGAGAAGAAACUGUUGAUGAUCAAGAGCCUAAACUCCAACGCAGAAGUAACCUUAAAGGCAGAAUUAACAGACCAAAAUCUCCAGCUGCUGGACCCAAAAGUCCUCUAUUCCAAGCCAUGCCUUUCACCAAUGGGGAUCUGUUAGAACCUGCAGCCACUGACAACACAAGUCUCAACAGCGCCAGUGCAGUGAUUUCUCCUGCAGAGAUCUGCAUUAAAAAUCUGCGAUGCCGUAAUGACAGUAUCUUGUCCACCGUGCCAGAGCCUCCAGACCAGAGCUCCAUUGUCAGGAGAAGCAAGGAGAACCCAAACUCUCAAUACAAAUGUCUUCCCAUUUCAGACCCGACAGAUACUGACAGUGGAGACAAUGCCGACAUGGAUGACCAUGACUUAGACAUUUCCUCCUACGGGCCUUCAUCCAUCCAUUCAUCUUCAUCUUCCCACCAGUCUGAGACAAUGGACUCGUACGAUCUGGAGCAAGUCAAUAACAUCUUCAGGAAAUUCUCUUUGGAGAGACCGUUUCGUCCCUCGUUGACCUCAGGCCCUCCGCAAAACUCAUUGCGGCCAGUUCAAAGCCUUUUACUCUCUGGAGAAAACCUUCUGUCGGACAUCACUCUGAUUGGUGGAAAUGAUAGUGGCAUCUUCGUGUCCUCUGUCCAGUCUGGUUCUGAAACAGAACGGGCCGGGGUUAAAGUCGGACAUCAUCUUCUAAUGUUGGAAGGCAAUGUUCGUGGAGAAGCUCAGAGUGUGGCAUUGGACACUUGCACCAAAGAGGAAGCUCACUGGACCCUGCAGAGAUGCACUGGAGAAGUGCAUCUCCAUUACAAGCACAACUAUGAUGGCUACAGGCGUCUGCUGAAGGACAUUGAAGAUGGCACAGUGGUAUCCGGAGACUCUUUCUACAUCCGUCUCAAUCUGAACAUCUCCAGCCAGUUGGACAACUGUUCACUCAACGUACGAUGUGACGAGGUUCUCCAUGUCCUGGACACCAUGCACCAGGGCAAAUGCGAGUGGGUGUGCGCCCGUGUUGACCCUUUCACCAACAAGGACACAGAGAGAGGCACCAUCCCGAGCUACUCGAGAGCCCAGCAGCUCCUCUUGGUGAAGAUUCAGAAGCUGAUGUGUCGAGGAGGUCGAGAGGAAGUCGAAACUCUGCGAGGACUACGGAACACCCUUCAGCCUGAGGAGCCCACACCAACUCAAGACCCCAAGUCUAGUCCGCGUCUGUCCAGAGCCAGUGUCUUCAUCUUUCAGUUAUUACAGUUUGUCAGCAGGGUGGAUAACAAGUACAAGAGGAUGAACAGCAGUGAGCGUGUCCGCAUUGUCAAUGGAGGAAAUCCAUCAUCAGUUUCCAGGCCAGGUUUUGAAACACUGAGGCCUGAGGACACAUCUGAUCCAGAGAGCGAUUUGAACAAGAGCUUGAAUCUGAUCCCGUACAGCCUAGUGACCCCACACCAAUGUCAGCGCAAAAGACCCGUCCUCUUCACCCCCAACAUCCUAUCCAAGACCAUUGUCCAGAAGUUUCUUAACCUUGGAGGUGCUAUGGAGUUCAAUAUAUGCAAACCAGACAUUGUGACAAAAGAUGAAUUCCUCAUGAAACAGAAGAUAGAGCCCAUCAUUUAUUCCAAAGAAAAGCAGGCCUGCACAUAUGAAUGCAUCACCCCAGAAAAUAUUGAAGCGGUUGCCUUCAAGAAUAAGCACUGCCUUCUUGAAGCUGAUCUGAGCUGUGUGAAAGACUUGUUGAGGAGAGAGAUCUACCCCAUCAUCAUCUUCAUCAAAAUCUGUGAAAGGAACAUCAAAAAAUUAAGGAGGCUCCCUCUGAGGGUGGACUCUGAAGAGGAGUUCUUGAAGAUGUGUCGCUCCAAGGAGAAGGAGCUGGAGACGCUGCCGUGCCUGUACGCGAAUGUGGAGCCUGACUCAUGGGGUGGGGUGGAGGAUCUCGUCAAGAUCAUCAAGGACAAGAUUUUUGAGGAGCAGAAGAAGACGGUCUGGGUGGAGCAAGACCUGCUGUGACCUGAUCACGGGAGCACGUUAUGGCUUACGGCGCACUAAAACUCUGUCUAUUUCCAGCUCGGGUGGAAUGCAUGCAUGCAGCACAGGCGUGUGAACAGGAAGUGACUCUGUCAAAGGCGUCAAAGGUGAGGUGUGUUUCUCUCUGCUGUCUAAAAAAAAAAGCAGCAAGCCACGUGGACAUGUGAUGCUCUUGAAGGUUCACAUAGUAAGCAGUGGAAAUGUUCUCAUCCUAAAGCUUCUUAUCUAUUAUUCUCCUGAAGCGGAGCUGUUGUCAAUAAAACAUUAUCCUUCCCAGCAUCCACCUGUAAUGCUCAGUAUAGCGCUGCCCACUGAAUUUCGCUUCAGUUGUGUUCUGGAUACUUUGUGUAUAACUGUAAAUUGAAUCUGAUGCCACUAUUCUUGCAAUAUACAGUAUAUACCAUUUAUAAAUUAAUAUUUGUGACUUCCAUAUUUAUUUUAAUACAAGCCCACAUUUGUAAUGGAUAGUCUUUAUGCAGAUAACACACAUGUGGCUUAAUCCUGUGCCCAUUUUAGCUGCUAAGUACUUGCCAAGGUCAUACUGUAUUUCAAUGGCAUUAUCUAUAUUUACAUGUCAAGCUACUGACUGUAAUUUGCUUUAUGUUGGCAUUAUUUUGGAGUCUGUUUAAGCUGUCAUUGAUUGAGGCCCUGAAUUGGGCUCUUAUCUUCUCUAGAUGAUAUCACAGUCAGAGCUAUUUCUGGUGUUUACUUUAUGUUCCAUUCAUUACACAUGACUUACUUCUUGCCAAAUAUCAUGAUUUAUAGGUAGCUUAAAAGUAGUAUGUAAUAAUUAAAAGUAACAUUUUUUAUUAAAAAUACAUUUAGGGUUAAAUGUAUGUGAAUGUAUAAGGGAAAAUGUUUAGAAUUAUUGUUUUUUUUUAUAAUUCAUUUUCUGUGUUGUGAUAUAUUUUUAUAUCACAUUUACAUAUCAUAUUUAUAUAUAUAUAGGGGACAUCGGAUACAAAAUUCACUUUCAUGGUGUUUGCAUAUAAAUGUGUGUGGACACAACCACACUGUGAUAAAACAAUGAUAAAAAUCCAUUCACUCCUUUUUUUUAAAUCCUUUUUUAUCAAGCCAUUUUCAAUUUUCUGAGCAGUAUGAUGUCAUACUGCUCAGGCUCCGCCCAUGACCACUAAUGGAGUGUCCCGUAUUAGCAUAUUUCCAUCCUCAGCCAUUUUCUCUGUGCUCAAGCAGUUAUAGCGACAAUGUCUCGUAAACAAUGCAGGCGUUUUGUAGUUGGAUGUAAAAGUCGACGUCAGGGCCACUGAGGACGCUGUGGAUUAGUUUUGUUUUUGAUGGUAAUGCGCCACCGAAUACACGCAAAAAUGGAAGAAAGGGGCGGGGUGAGCAGUAGCUCAUAAUCGUUUAAAGAGACAUGCACUGAAAAGGGUGGGUGUAAAAAAGGUAAAAAGGGUGUUGUUUUAGGGUGCUUUCACACCUGUAGGUCGAUUGCUUUGUUCUGAAACAGGGAUUAAAAUUAUUACAAUGUUGCUUUUUAUUCUUGGUGCGGUUCAUUUCACACUAGAAAGUUUCUUAACAGACCAAAUGUGUUAAUACAUGCCACAUGCGAGUAAACUGUCCUCUCAUUGGUCAGAGUUCCAUGGUUUAUUUUCGCUCAGCUGUCAUCCGUCAGGAUGGAACAACAACAGCUUUGCGGGCUUAUUGUUGCAUUUUUUUUUUGUAGCUGUUGUUAUAUUAAUUUAUCAUUUUGAGCAGAAGUCCAGCAUUUGUCGGGAAAACAUUUUUAAAACACACUUACUACAAAGAGAGCAACAAGAAAAAGAAAUGAAAAGGCGCGCUUUGGUUUUGAAUGACGAAGACGUGCCCACACACAGAUAUUCACAGGUUAACUUAAAGAGGUAUUAGCAAAACAACCAAGCUACUGCUGUGAAACUAAGUGCCAGGUGUGAAAGCACCCUUACACGACCGUUGGGGAAGUAUGUUGCAGACUCACAUUUUAGUAAGUUCAGAUUAGAGUAUGUAUGUUUUAUUUUUACAUAUUACAAUACAAUACAAUUACAAUAUAUAUUUUACUUUGCAUGACAAUGGAACAUUGUUUCACUCAUAUUUUCACAUUUUAUUUUCACAAAAGUUGAAAUUAUAACAGCAGACACUUUUAUUGCAUUUAAUAUGCUUUCUGUGUAAAUAAAAUCGCUUUUGUAAAUUUAAUUUGGUGCAGAUGCCAAAAAUGCAUGUCUUGUUUUUGACCCAUAGAGUACGAAUAUUCUGUUUUGUCACUCAAAUAAUUAAAUAUAUAUUUUUUUAUUUAAUACAUAUUUAAUUAUUUGUAUUUUUACUGUAUUAAUAUUCUAUUUAAUCAGUCAUAUUGUACAAAAAGUAGUGGGAUAAAAACAACCCAGGGCUGGGUGAAAUAUGGACAAAAUGUUUAACCCAACCUUCUAGGUAGUUUUAUUUAACGCAACUACUGCUUAAAAAUUACUGUAUUUCUUGCUUAUGAAAAUUAACUCAGAAUUAACUAGGGCUGCCCCCUAAUAGUCGACGAGAAGAGGCUUGGUCGACCAAAAGUUUAUUAGCCGCUCUGAGAUGGAGGCACUGGUGCGCUCACUUGCUCUUAAAAUACUCUGUCAUUUUUGGUCAUACAGAUAAAAGUAAUACAUCUUUUGAAU